GCCAGCAGCCACACAAACACGCUCCCCUCUCAGUUACAUGCAAAGUCACACACAUACCACACCACCACCGCGGCUGCUGCCACCACCACCACUACUCACACACAGAGACUCAGACACAGUGACGGCUGCCAGGCUCAGUGGGAAGCAACCCGUCAGGGAAAGAGCCUGAGAAGAAAGAGAGGGAUCGCCAAGGGGAAGAGCACAAGAAAGACAAGACUUGGAGGGGCACCUUGUGGAUCAGAGGGGAUUUUCCGUUUUUGUGAGAGGGCGUCUGGAUAAGGUGACCUGCCUUUUACCAAGGUUUUUUCUUCUAUGUUCAUCCUCCGUGCAAGACUCCAGUGAUAUCUACCUAUCUAUCCCUGGAGCUUAACAAAAGAGGGAAGGAGUGGGGAAAAAAAAAAAACAGUCACAGCUUCAGCUCCAGACCACCCUCUCUCCUCCUCCUGUUCUCUCUCCGGUUCCACAUCCAUGUGUGAGUUUAUCGCUGAUUCCGGUGUCUUUUGAGGAUAGAGCAAUAAGGACGCCGUGUGUUCUUCAGGAUACAGCUUGGCUCCCGUCGGGAUCAGGCUCCUCGUCUGAGAACGGAUAAAACGGAUAAAACAGCAAAAGAGACAGAACCAGAGAAACAGAAAGAGAGAGAGAGAGAGACACUGGAAGACAAACUGAGGGGCAUGUUCAGGGCACCAGAGAAGAGGAGUGAAUCUAAUUUCUAGACCACAUAGUGUCAAGAACCGGCAAGCAGAACACAACAAUUCAUUCUACAUUCUCCUCUUCUUCCCUCACCUUUUAGCCCCCUUUUAGUUCUGCGCUUCAGUUUUCCUAUAUUGUUCCCUCUUUUGUUACUAUCCUUCUGAAAUUUGUUCUGUUAACCCCACAUCUCCCUUACCUCUCUCUCCUGCUACCCUGGCUUCACGCUUUCCAAACCCUCAAAAAGACAGUUUCUUGCAAGCUCCAAUCAGACUGUAAUCCUAUGCCUAGUCUGUCCUCCUGUCCAUCCCGUCUUCUGUUCAUCUAACACUUGAACAGCAAGAGAAGCACAUUCUCUCUGCAUCCACUCUUGGAACAUCCCCACUGAAGGAUCCAGGCCAGUGGCUAGAAGUGAUCGAACCCCACCUGUGAGCUUCUAUCUCCAGCCUCCAGACCUUCAGUUGGAUUCUAGCUACAUGGGAAAACGUUUGGAGCAGCAGCCAAUGUACCCCCACUACACCUACUACUACCCCCACUAUCUCCAGACGAAGCAGUCAUAUGCUCCUCCUCCUUCUCAGCCUAUGGCUCCACCCAGUCCGGGCACAACAGGAGGAGGAGGUGGAGGUCAUGGAGGAGGGCUAGUGGAGCAACUUAGUAAGACCAACCUGUACAUCAGGGGCCUGCCACCUGCCACGUCAGACCAGGACCUCAUCAAACUCUGUCAGCCAUAUGGGAAGAUUGUGUCAACAAAGGCCAUCUUGGACAAAAACACCAAUCAGUGCAAAGGCUAUGGCUUUGUGGACUUUGACAGCCCUGCGGCAGCCCAGAAGGCUGUGGCCUCGCUUAAAGCCAGUGGUGUCCAGGCACAGAUGGCGAAGCAGCAGGAGCAGGACCCCACAAACCUCUACAUAUCCAACCUGCCUGUGUCAAUGGACGAGCAGGAGCUGGAAAACAUGCUGAAGCCCUUUGGUCAUGUUAUUUCCACGCGGAUACUGAGGGACGCCAACGGUUUGAGCAGAGGGGUUGGCUUUGCCAGGAUGGAGUCAACAGAGAAGUGUGAUGUGGUGAUUCAGAAUUUCAAUGGUAAAUUUUUGAAAACCCCUCCAGGAAUGACAGCUCCUCCAGAGCCUUUGUUGUGCAAGUUUGCUGAUGGAGGCCAGAAGAAGAGGCAGAGCCAGGUUAAAUAUCCCCAGAAUGGACGACCAUGGACAAGAGAAGUAGAGAGUGGCAUGCCGUUAACCUACGACCCCACAGCAAUGCAGAAUGGGUUCUACUCUUCACCCUAUAGCGUCUCCACCAAUCGGAUGAUUGCACAGACAUCAAUCACACCCUUCAUUGCUGCUUCUCCUGUCUCCACAUAUCAGGUCCAGAGUACAUCAUGGAUGCCACAUCAACAGUAUGUUAUGCAACCUACAGGUGCUGUGAUUACCCCAGCCACGGCCAUGGAGCCCAGCUUGUCUCUUCACCCAUCAAGUGUCAUGGCUCCUCUCACCCAGCAGAUGAACCACCUCUCUCUGGGCCCCACAGGCAGUUACAUCUCUGCUGCAGCGGCUGCUCCUAUGCAAGGAACCUACAUUCCUCAGUACACUGCAGUGCCUGCCUCUGCCAUUACUGUGGAUGGUGUGGUGACAGACCCAUCUCCACAGACAACUGCCCCCUCCUCACAGGAUGCCAGCGGGCAGCAGCCUUUAUCAUUGGAGAGUUCAGCAGAUCAUGCCACAGCCUACUCCUACCAGCAGACAAAGUAACAAAGGUGGUAGGAAUCAUUGCUGCAUUGCCUUUAGAAGGACUGCACGAAGGAGCUGGAGACAGGAAGAGAAUCAAAACACAACAGAGGACAUAAACAAAGCAGUGAUGUGGACAUCACAUACAGGAAAAUGCUUCCACUGCACAGGAACCAAAUAAACAAAGAACAAAAUCAGUCAUCCUUCAUAGCUGUUUGAACCAAGACAAAGACAGCUAAAAAACAAAAAACAAAGAAUGUUGAACUAAUAGACAAUGGAAUCAAUCACAGUCCAAGACUGAUUUGAUCAUUUUUCACCUUGAGGCUGGAUUUUCCCUAUCUGGAGGAAUAAAAAACUAUAUAAAAGACUGAAAUCAAAACUCAACCAACUGUACAGAAAAAAAGAAAACAUUUGAAUGUGCAGGUAGAAUUUCUGACUUUUUUAUUAAAAAAUAAAGGAAGCAAUGUCUAGGAGAAAAUACACUGUCUUCCUCUGAUAUGAAGCUCUGUUCUUUCAAUUCUUUUAUUAUUUGAGUAGUUUUUUAGGAAAUCAGUGUUUUCUUAAAUUCUUAUUGCCUUAAUUUUCUCAGACUUUGGGAAAAAAAAAAACUCCAUAGUGUUAAAUUCUUUUUAAAUAAUGAUUGGAUGUGUUUUGGAAGCCUUGGUGAGGAAAUCUACAAUGCUAUCUGUACAGGUUUUAAAAAAUGAAAACAUAUUGCAUUUGUAUGAAGAUGACAAGUGGUGAAGUGCAAAAAUGGCAAUGGAUUAGAUAAACAAAACAACUUAAUGUAACUAGUUGAAAGAGUUGAUCCUCAGCUUCCUGGGCAAUGUGGCUGUGUCUAACAGUGGGAUCAAAUCUCAGUUCCUCCGCCACAUUGUGUCGUUUUCAGGUUUAGAAGGUCUUUCAUUGCAGUCAAAAUGUUCUUAUUUGUAUGUUUUGAUUGUCUCACUACAUAAAGAAAAAAAACAAAACUUCUUUAACAACCACAUUUAAAAAGAUAGGGUUUAUAAAUGCGUGAUAAGCAAUAGUUUCAGUAAAGCUGUUGACAGUUUCUUAAGUCUUUCUUAAUGGUUGAACGCUGCCGGCAGAUGGCAUAUUUUAUACCAAAGACGAAGAAAUUAUGUAGUAAAGAGAUCUUCCUUGUUGUCUGUUCCCCUUUUCACCUUUGAAAGUGAAAUACAUUGUUGCUUAUUAUGGUUUUAUUGUAUGAGAUGCCCCAACUCAGCUGGUGAGAUUUCAAUUUAACAUGCAGUAGGUCUUUAGCACAAUGGCCUCAAUCAGAAAAGAUGUUUACUUUGUCAUGAUAAUAAACAUGGUGAUGAUUUAAGAGAAACAGCUUUCUCUACAGAGUAAGGGUUUGUAAUAUUAACUGUCAGCAUUAUUGCUAAGCUGAGUUGCUGAAAUUAAAUCACAAUUUCAUAAAAUACUACAGUUUUAACUAAUGCAAUUUGAAAUACAAGCUAAAUGUGGCACAGAUAACUUUAUUCUUUUAAAGUGUGGUAAUGUGGAGUAGUUAUAUGCUGCCAGUACCUUCCCUGCAGAAGACAACACCCAAAACUAAAACUAAAUGAAUAUAUAUUUUGUUUUAGAAUAAAUAAAGAGUAUGUUUGACUGUUAAUCGAAAGAGCAGAAACUGAGCCUGCCUGAUCUAGAGAACACCAGCCAAGUAUAGGUUUUAGGGAAAAUAAAUACGGAUUUUACAAUAAUACAAUUUUUGGAGAUUAUAUAUUUACUCGUACUCGUCGUCUUCCGCUUAUCCGGGACCGGGUCGCAGGAGCAGCAGAGACGCCCAGACGUCCCUCUCCCCAGACACCUCCUCCAGCUCCUCCGGGGGGAGCCCAAGGCGUUCCCAGGCCAGCCGAGAGACAUAGUCCCUCCAGCGUGUCCUGGGCCGUCCCCUGGGCCUCCUCCCGGUGGGAUGUGCCUCCCAAGGAAGGUGUUCCAGGAGGCAGGAUUAUAUAUUUAAUAGCUUUUUAAUUGAGAACACUUAGUUAGAUCAGCUGUAUGGUGCAAAACAUUGGAGUAAAUUUGUAUUUCUGCAUAAAUGCAAAAUCAUUUGCUGGAACUGUCUCAAAAGAUGAACCUUUGAGAAACCAGUGAAAAACAGAUAUUUUUGGUUUACCUUCCAACACACUCAAAACAAUACAAGAGAGAUGGACAUUAAUAUGGUGGCUACAAAGUUGAGAACCCAGUCUUCACAUGGUAGAUGAUCAAGCAAACACUCUUAUCAGGUGCUUUUGCACCUAUUUACAUGUUACUUUUAUAUUUAUUUAUGUUUAUGCUAUUUUAACAGCUAAACAUGUUUUGCAUUGAUAAAUGUUCUCCAAACUGAGAUUACUCUCACUUCUGUCUGCUGCAGUUAAGAUACUGACUACACAUAAGUACUACUACAUAACCCCUCUUCAACAAACAGUUUUCUCUGUCUUGCCAAACAUGUAAUUUGUAAACAUCAAUGACGUCUGUAAGACAAUAAGGCACUUCUGCAGAACAAAAACAUUUCAGCUUCUGAAUGCUCUUCCACAAGGGCAGUAUUUUUUGCUACUUACCUUUUUUUGGCUAUAACUUAUAUUUGAGCUGCUAAACACUUUUCAGUAUUGGGGAAAGAGAUUAUUUUGUGUUGUGUAUGUGUGAAAAAAAAAAGUACCACGAGAAUCACAGCAGCUGAUCAUGUUAAGACAGAAUGAAGACUUAAAAAAGAGCAAAAUAUCGUUCUGAGUAUGAGUGCAUUAGAUGGGUUGAAGCAAAGCAGGAAAAAGUAGACGCGUUGUGGUUCACCCUGGUUCUGAGUUCACAUUCUCGUAGGCAUACGCCUCAACAUCGCUCUGGAUGGAGGUUAAAAGACAAGAUGGACGGAGAAAAAGUGAUUUAACCAAAACUAAGCAGACACAAACCUCUUGUGAAAAAUAAAUCAUAAACAAAAGAGGAGGCUGAGAAAACAAAGGUAAUAUUUAUGAGGUGUUUCUUUUUUGUACAGGUGUGUGAAAGAAGAUCCAAAACUUUGAGGAUGCUAUUUUUUAUUUGCUUGGUCACAUGCCUCCAAUGUCUUUCGAAGUUGUGAUUUUGAGAAUGUCUGUAGAACCAGUGGGUGUUGCUGUAGUUUCACACGUGUUUUUCUGUUUACUUUUGUUUUCUUUGACAACUUUCAAUAAAUUUUUUUUUUUUUAAAACA
Molecule: messenger RNA, 5580 nt
Organism: Girardinichthys multiradiatus
Lineage: Eukaryota; Metazoa; Chordata; Actinopteri; Cyprinodontiformes; Goodeidae
Product: RNA-binding motif, single-stranded-interacting protein 3-like
Exons: 14
Coding region: 1164-2435 (423 amino acids)
Cellular component (GO): ribonucleoprotein complex; cytosol; nucleus
Molecular function (GO): poly(U) RNA binding; mRNA 3'-UTR binding; poly(A) binding
Source: RefSeq, a predicted model, not a curated record